AUGGCGUGGUCAAAGUCAACGCGCAUUCUGGUCAUGCUAUUGAUCGAUGCGGUAUUUUUCAUCGUAGAAUUGGGUGUCGGUUUAUGGGUUGGAUCAUUGGCAUUAAUGGCAGAUGCCUUUCACAUGCUGAACGAUAUUAUCUCUCUCGCGGUUGGACUUUGGGCUGUUAAAGCUGCGCGAAGAAAUACCACGGAUAAAUAUUCUUUUGGAUUUUUAAGAGCAGAAAUCCUUGGCGCCUUUUUCAACGCCGUCUUCCUUAUUGCGCUUUGCGUAUCCAUUGUUCUCGAAGCUGUCGGACGUUUCUUCGAUCCACCUGAGAUUAGUGAGCCAAAACUUAUACUUGUUGUUGGAUCGUUGGGAUUGGCAUCGAAUCUGGCUGGAUUCUUCGUAUUAGGUGGACAUGGUCACUCUCAUGGCCCAGGGGAUGGACAUUCUCAUGAUGAAAUCGCCGAUGCGGAAGAAGGACAUGCGCAUAGUCACAGUCAUGCCCACGAAAGCAACUACGAAACAUAUAGAGAUGAGGUCAACGAAGAAAGUGGAAAUGCAGGCGAGGUUUUCCCCGAAGCUGUUGUAGCAAAAGCUACCGCCAAACGACAAGUACAAUUUACCAAACCCGAUGAAGAUGCUUCGACAGCUCGCGAUAGCAGCAGUAUCAUGACUAGAUCGCCCAGCAGAAGUUCCAAACAACACUCUCAUCGAAGACGAACGAGCAAGUCUCAAUUCUCUAGUUUGGAUAAUCUAAGCAUUCACCCGGCAAGUUUCCGUCAAGACAUCAUCGCUGCAAGCAAGACACAAUUGGAUGGAAUUGAAAGCGAGGAUUCCAGUGAACCAGAUGACGACACCCAUGCCAGAUCCGGACCAGCACCAACUGAAAAUAGUCCUCUUCUUUCGCACAACCACGACCAUCACGCAGAUACUCAUGCUCAUAGCCAUGAUCACGACAACGACGGCCAUCAUCAUGAACAUCGUUCGAGUCGCCAAUCGAAGCAUGCGGCGCAUAAUCACAACAACAAAUCCAAGAAGAAGUCUGGUGGUCAUGGUCACAACCAUGAUGAUAUGGGAAUGAAUGCUAUGAUCCUUCACGUUAUUGGUGAUGCUCUUGGAAAUGUUGGAGUUAUAGUCACUGCUUUGAUCAUCUGGUUGACUAACUGGCCUGGUCGUUUAUAUGCUGAUCCUGCUGUAUCACUCUUCAUUACCAUCAUUAUUCUCCGGUCUUGCAUUCCAUUGACCAAGGCUACCGCUCAAAUCUUACUACAAGCUACACCAGAUUCGAUUGACGUCGCACUUAUCAAAGAAGAUAUCGAAAAUUUCGAGGCUGUGAAGGGCUGCCAUCAUGUCCACAUUUGGCAACUUAGCGAUUCCCAACUUGUUGCAUCCAUGCAUAUACAAGUUGCCUUUCCCAUAGGGGAAGAUGGCGGGGAAAAAUACAUGCAAUUGGCAAAGGAGAUUCGAGAAUGCUUACACGGCCACGGUAUCCACAGCGCGACUCUUCAACCCGAAUUUUGUCUUGAUAAAGAUCAUGACCAUAUCUUUGAUGGUUCAGUCGGAUUAGAUGGACAAGUUCAAACCAAAUGUGGGAUGGAGGAUGACGAUUCAUGUUUACUCGAAUGUAUCGAUAAUUGCAAGGGAAAGGGAUGUUGUUCGACACAGGCAGUAGAGCCUCAACAUGACCAUUCAGACCAUGAUGGUCACUCUCAUUAG
Botrytis fragariae is the source of this 1701-nucleotide messenger RNA. RefSeq names its product putative zinc cadmium resistance protein. Lineage: Eukaryota; Fungi; Ascomycota; Leotiomycetes; Helotiales; Sclerotiniaceae. The coding region runs from base 1 to 1701 and encodes 566 amino acids. The record is from RefSeq and is a predicted model, not a curated record. Gene Ontology annotation, cellular component: membrane. Gene Ontology annotation, biological process: zinc ion transmembrane transport; intracellular zinc ion homeostasis. The transcript is spliced from 3 exons. Gene Ontology annotation, molecular function: zinc ion transmembrane transporter activity.